Naegleria gruberi is the source of this 1047-nucleotide messenger RNA. RefSeq lists its product as uncharacterized. NCBI's taxonomy places the organism in Eukaryota, Heterolobosea, Eutetramitea, Acrasida, Naegleriidae. The transcript has a single exon. Bases 1 to 1047 code for a protein of 348 amino acids. The record is from RefSeq and is a predicted model, not a curated record.
AUGCCAAAGAGAAAGCAAACAACCACCAGUCGCAGCAACAAAAAGGUUAAAAAGGAGGAAGAGGAUUGUGACUCUAUUAUUGAGAAGAAAAUAGGCUUUGAAGAACCGGAAGAGAUCAAGAAGGUCAAAACAGGAUCAUCAACAGAUAAAGGUGAAGGUUCUUCCACUACCCCUACUCAAAAGAAUAAGAGGAAGAUCUUUUGGCCAGUUGUAAUGAAGUCACUUCAAUUCGAGUGCAGUCAAUCCAAACAAGAUGUCAAACAAUUGAUAGAUAUUACAGAGACUCAUGGACAAGACUUUAUUCAAUAUUGUUCGUUAGGUCUUUUUGUAGAUGAAAGUAAUGACGAACCAUCUUUAAUAUUUAACAUCAGAUACAAACCUGCGAUUGCUACUUUUGGAAAUGUGAAUGAGGUGUCACUUUACCAACUAAUUUACUCACCUCUUGGCAAAUCAGUAAUCAAGAAAGAUUGUAAACCAGUAUCUCGCAAGGAAUACUACUCAUCAAUGUUGGAUUUGGAGAAUGCACAAAAUUCACCAUCCACCUUUGCUUGGAAGAUUUCCUAUGAUGAUGGCACUUUUGACAUUCAUGUAAUGACUGAGAAAGCCAGCAACACAGUGAGACUCAAAAAGGGAAGUUACAAGGAUUAUUCGGAUUCUAAUUAUGCCAAGAGCAAAGGUGUAUCCUUCUUCGAUAUAAAUGAAAUACAAGAUACAGGAAGACCAACUCUUUUUGACAGAGAAGAUCCCUUACAAAAUGAAUUAGAUUUGAAAGUGUCAGUGUCAGAAGAAAUUACAAUUGAAUUCAACUCAGAACAAGAGAUUAUUAUGGAAAUAAUAGAUAGAAUUAGCAAAGAAGAGCAAGCAAAGAUCUUCCAACACAUUGCAAAACAAUUACAGAAUUCCCUUUCUUAUGUGCAAUAUGUCCAGUUGAUGCAGAGUGUUUUCGUGCCUCUUGGGGUUCCAAAUUCGAACUCAAUACAACAAACCCAACAAGAGGUGGAAAAUCCAGAUGCAAUCGAUUGUGGUGCAAUCUUUGAUUUUCAAUAA